AUGUCCACUUCCAACCAAAGGAAAGCAUAUGCAUCCUCUGACUCCAUUGUAACCUCUCUUCGUUCUCUAUUGAUAAACAAAAAAUAUUUUUGGUACACAGCAGGUUUAUUAUUGGCUGGAGAACUUAAUACGAUCUUGUUUAAAAAUGUAGAUACCGAGAUAGAUUGGAUCGCUUAUAUGCAACAAGUUUCAGGAUUUCUUGAUGGCGAGAGGGAUUAUCUGAAAUUAAAGGGUGAUACUGGGCCAUUAGUAUAUCCAGCUGGAUUUUUGUAUUUCUAUUCUGCGCUAUAUUAUAUCACAUCGGAAGGCGCUGAUAUAAGAUUAGCACAAUAUAUAUUUGCCGGUAUUUAUAUUGUUACGUUGACUAUCGUUUUUGCAAUUUACAGUCGUUCAGAGAAGUUUAGCUUUAUCGAUAAAAAUGAAUGUUUUGUUAUUCUUCCCGGCAUUUGGACUCAUACUCUACAAAUCAUUAGGAGCAUGGAAAACAUUAAAUCAUCUCUUACUUGUUAUCAUAAUACAAGACAUUCUUGGGUAUUGGCGGCAUUCUUGUUUGGUAUAUGGUGUCGAACUGAAAAUGGCGUGUUGACCGUGUUGAAACGUGGAUUUAUUAGUGACAGAGCAAUAACAGCUAGAAAAGGAAAAGAAUCUAGUAAAAAUAGAGAGGUGAUUUGGGAUGAUACAAUCACACCUGAUCUUUGCCAUUUUUACUAUGGCAUGCGGUUAAAAUUCCGAUUGUGUUUAGAAUAUUGUUGGAAUGUUUAUCCGGCAACUAGGGAGAGCUCAUCAUUAUUAUUGUUUUGUCAUGCGUUGGUGUUGGCAGGACUAUGGAGUGGUGAGGCUGAGGAUUUCCUACACCAUUGCAAACUCAAAGUAAUUUAUUAUAAAAAAGCUGUGCGUAUUCAUUCACUCGCUGCAUUGAGCAGAGUUCUCGACUCUACAUUUAAAACUCUUAGUUAUUGCACCCCUAAAGGAUAUGAAGUAGGACUCGCUCUUGAACCAGAUAACAAAACUAAUUAUCUAACAAAUUAUUGA
Ambispora leptoticha is the source of this 1032-nucleotide messenger RNA. Lineage: Eukaryota; Fungi; Glomeromycota; Glomeromycetes; Archaeosporales; Ambisporaceae. The record is from the annotation of a GenBank genome assembly.